Molecule: messenger RNA, 1676 nt
Organism: Arachis stenosperma
Lineage: Eukaryota; Viridiplantae; Streptophyta; Magnoliopsida; Fabales; Fabaceae
Product: disease resistance protein RPV1-like
Exons: 3
Coding region: 690-1205 (171 amino acids)
Biological process (GO): signal transduction
Source: RefSeq, a predicted model, not a curated record
AAUUACUAUUUCUUGAGCAGCUUGAUUUUCAUAGUAUAAUUGAGUUUAUUUGUUUUAAUAUAUGGCCUGUGAUUAUAAUUGUACUUGUAGUCAUCGUAAUAUUUUUGUUGGAAAUUAAAAGAAUUGUAAAUUAAUUUGUUUUAUCAACAAUAAGUUAAUAUUUUUCUUUUUUAUUUUUAAAUUUUAUUUUCCAUCUCUUUUCUAUACUCAUUUUUAUUCCAUUGGCAGAUUAUUGAUUAGAAAAAGAUUAGUUCCCUAAUAAAACCAAUUGUUGAUAAAGUUGUAAUUAGAUGGAAACUCCGGUAUAUACCACCAGUUUACAUAAUUUGACUUCAAUGUAAUUAUAACAUGCUUCAAAUAUGAUAUAAUAAAUAGAGUUGCAAUCAUGCAAUGGACUAAAAUCUGAAUAUAUUUUGAGAUGAAAUCAUUCUUUCUAAAAAUUUAAAUUGACAAAACAAGGUACAUAAAUAAUCAUAUAAUAUAUUAAAAUUCAAAUUCCAAAAAAAGAAAAUUAUACUAAGAACCACAAUGCUUAUUGUAACAGCUACAACAAUAGGAAUCAUCACAAUUUAUUUUAUGUUGUCAAUUUUAAUAACAGUGGUGGAGAACAGAGACUAAAGAAGAGAUAUAAUGAAGAUUACUCCAAGUCUCCAAAAAUAGUGUAAUAUUUUCCUAUUAAAUUGAGAGGCAUGGCACUUUCAGUUGCUGCUGCUGCUUCUUCUUCUUCUUAUUCUCAAGCAUCUGUCACUCAUCAAUACGAUGUCUUUAUCAGCUUCAGAGGUGAGGACACGCGUAACGGCUUCACCAGCCAUCUUCAUUCCGCUCUCCGCAGAAACAAGAUUGAGACGUUCAUAGAUUACAGAAUCCAGAAAGGAGGAGCCAUCUGGAACGAACUUGUUGAGGCCAUCAGAGACUCAAACUUGUUUCUUAUUAUCUUCUCUGAGAACUAUGCUUCCUCAAAGUGGUGCUUGAGAGAGCUGGUGGAGAUCAUGGAAUGCAAGAAGAAGAAGAAUGAAAAUGUGAUUGUGAUUCCAGUGUUCUACAGAAUAGAACCCACCCAUGUUCGCAAGCAGACUGGAAGUUACCACAAAGCAUUCGCUGAGCACCAGAGAUCCACCGACCGUAAACAAGUGCAGCAAUGGAGGACCGCACUCAUUGAAGCUGCCAAUCUUUCUGGCUUCCAUUGCGAUCACGAUAGAAAUUAGUUAUUACAUAUGGUGUCCAAUCUGAGCAAGAAAAAGGCCACGCAGAAGAAGGCGGUGAUAGCGGCUAAGAGAGGAGGCAAGGCGGCUGCUUCGUCGAAGGCGUCGGCAACAGCUUCAGCUUUUUUCUGCUUAAACAGAAGUAGCAAAAUGGUUUUUGUUUCGCAAGCUGCUACACCGUCAUACUGUAUUCGCCAUGACACCUUAUUUUGGCACAUCUUCGAUGUGUCCAAUUUUAGGAGGAUACCUUGCUUUGCUGUCUCUCCUUCUUCCUGGGAUUCUGCUAAGAAGGAUUGGUUGGUCGUAGUAUUAUUGUUGUAGCUAGCUCUCCCACCGAAAAUGUUGUGGUUGCUGCGAAGCCACUCACGAAGAAAAUCUUGUGGAUUAUCUUGCCUCUGGUUGCAAGACCAAGGAUCAAUGGAGGUGCCAUUUUUUAUUUGUAUUCAUGUUGAAUUGAAUUUGAAUUCAUUUUCA